Messenger RNA from Monopterus albus (swamp eel), 8556 nucleotides. RefSeq names its product scribble planar cell polarity protein (gene scrib). The coding region runs from base 963 to 6308 and encodes 1781 amino acids. Gene Ontology annotation, cellular component: basolateral plasma membrane; adherens junction; postsynaptic membrane. The record is from RefSeq and is a predicted model, not a curated record. Gene Ontology annotation, molecular function: protein kinase binding. Gene Ontology annotation, biological process: embryo development; neurotransmitter receptor transport postsynaptic membrane to endosome; receptor clustering. The transcript has 43 exons. Lineage: Eukaryota; Metazoa; Chordata; Actinopteri; Synbranchiformes; Synbranchidae.
AGUGGCGCUAUAACGUUACUGUUACGGCUCCCCUAGAGCGACGCAACGACGAUCCAGCACAAACCUAGCCCAGCCCCCCACAGUUAAACCGGCCUACCUCCGUUCAACAAGGGCAGAAGCGCGGCUGUUGAUUGAGCUCCUGCUGUCGCUGCUGGCAUUUUACCCAAGUCACUGUAAAGGAGCAGUCCAGGGGUAGUUUCCUUGAUGUUUUUUGGGAUGUUGCUACUACAGACAACUGGUCGGUUCAAAGGGUGUUUUUAUAGUUUCUGUGACACUAUUGUUAGCUAACGGCAGCUAGGCACAAAGGUGUUCAGUUAGCUACUAGCCGAUGUUAGCUAACAUUAACUAGCCUGCUAACAACACAACCGGUGAGGACAAGUGCAUCCCUGUGCUACCAUUCUCGGGUUGUUCUCUACUGACUCGCUUCGGGAGCUAUGUAAACUGCGUUGUGAAAGCUGCUUACUGCAACGGUAGUCAACUGGUUGUAUUAGCAGCCGCCACCCAUGACUGGGAUACUUCAAGCAACGUUUCUACAUCGCUCGGUCGCUGGCUGCAUGUUUUUCGGCUAGCCAAGACAGAGCUUCGGUCUGAUUCAGGGAUGGUGGCGCUAGCAAAACAAGCUAACGUGACUGUCUGUGUGAAGAACCGAGGAGAUACUUCAGUGAAGUGGGAGUUCUGAGUUUUGUUUAUGUUAAUUGUAAUUCCGGGGUGGAUGACGCUAGGACGAACCUGAUGGUCCUUGAACGCAUCUGAACUGAAACUGGGAAUAUCGCUGGCAGAGCGAAGGGAUUAUUUUGUCUCUGAGUGGAUUUCCCUCUCCUAAUCGGAUCGACGUGGGAUCGUGGUCAGUGUUUUGGCAUUGAGUGCGCCCACUCCCCAAAAAGAUCCGCUACCCCAGCGACCUUCCCCUUGCUUCAACCUCCGAUGUAGCACCGGCAAGCGAAUCCCCACAGCGGCCGGACAUGCUGAAGUGUAUCCCCUUGUGGCGCUGCAAUCGCCACGUUGAGUCGGUGGACAAGCGACACUGCAACUUGCAGACAGUCCCUGACGAGAUAUUUCGCUAUAGUCGUAGCCUGGAAGAGCUUCUUCUCGAUGCCAACCAACUCAAAGAGCUACCAAAGCCUUUCUUCAGACUACUGAAUCUACGGAAGCUCGGUCUAAGUGACAAUGAGAUCCAGAGACUCCCCCCUGAGGUGGCCAACUUCAUGCAGCUGGUGGAACUUGACAUCUCCAGAAACGACAUUCCUGAGAUCCCAGAGAGCAUUAAGUUCUGCAGGGCCUUGGAGAUCGCAGACUUCAGUGGAAAUCCCCUCUCCAGAUUGCCGGAUGGUUUCACUCAACUCCGAACAUUGGCUCACUUGGCACUCAACGAAGUUUCACUGCAGGAGUUGCCCAACGACAUUGGAAACCUGGCCAACCUAGUGACACUGGAGCUCAGGGAGAACCUGCUGAAAUCUCUGCCCACGUCACUCUCUUUCCUGGUGAAACUGGAACAGCUGGACCUGGGCAACAAUGAACUGGAAAUUUUGCCGGACACCCUUGGCGCUCUCCCCAAUCUGAGGGAGCUGUGGCUGGACCGUAACCAGUUGUCUUCAUUACCACCAGAGCUGGGAAAUCUUCGUAGACUGGUGUGUCUGGAUGUGUCAGAGAAUCGCCUGGAGGAGCUUCCGUCAGAGUUGAGUGGCCUCCUUGCGCUCACUGACCUGCUGCUCACACAGAACCUGCUGGAGGUCAUCCCAGACAGCAUAGGCUGUCUGAAACAGCUCUCCAUCCUGAAGGUGGACCAGAACAGGUUGACCCACCUCACUGAUUCAAUAGGAGAGUGUGAAAAUCUCACAGAACUCAUCCUGACAGAGAACCUUUUACAGUCACUUCCUCGCUCGCUGGGCAAGCUGAAGAAGCUGACCAACCUGAAUGUAGACCGCAAUCGCUUGGGCGGUGUGCCCAAAGAGCUGGGUGGCUGUGCUAGCCUCAACGUUCUCUCACUGAGAGAUAACCGCCUGGGCAAACUGCCUGCUGAGCUUGCAGAUGCCACAGAACUGCAUGUGCUGGAUGUGGCUGGAAACAGAUUACAAAACUUGCCUUUUUCCCUGACAAACCUCAAUCUGAAGGCCAUGUGGCUUGCAGAGAACCAGUCACAGCCUAUGCUCAAGUUCCAGACAGAGGAUGAUGAGCAAACAGGAGAGAAGGUGUUGACUUGCUAUUUACUGCCCCAGCAGCCGUCCUCCAGUCUUGAGAACUUGCUACAGAACAGCGUGGAUGACAGCUGGACAGACAGCAACCUGAACCGAGUGUCAGUCAUUCAGUUCCAGGAAGAGACCAAGACUGAGGAUGAUGAAGAUGCAGCCGCUGCAGAGCACAGAGGUCUUCAGCGCAGAGCCACACCACACCCCAGUGAGCUAAAGGUGAUGAAGAAGGUGAUUGAAGAGAGGAGGAAUGAACCUUACAUAUCCAGACCUGAUGGAGAAGAGUCCCCUGACCCACAGGAGAAACGGCUCAGUGACCUCUCCAAUCAGAGCCACGACUCCCAGGUCUCCAACAGCACUCUGUCAGCCACUUCACAUGACGGCAGUCAAAAUGUGGUGGUCAGCUUGCAGAGGGAGGACCUUGUGGAUGGUCACUCCCCUCAGGAGGAGGAGGAGCUGGACGAGAUGGAGGUGGAGUACAUUGAGCCCACUGUGCACUUUGCAGAAGAGCCCAUCAUCCGUGGUGGGGAUGAUGAUGAAGAUGAUGAUGGGGAGAGGAGUGACGAGGAAGACGAGAGGCCUGCUUUUCCCACAGAGAAGCAGCGUCUGAUCAGAAAAGACACGCCACACUACAAGAAGCACUUCAAGAUCACCAAGCUGCCCAAGCCAGAGGCAGUAGCCGCACUGCUGCAGGGCUUCAGUCCGGAUGGGCUCCACUCUUCGACACAGGCCAUGGAGGAUGAGCAGGAUGAGGAGGAAGAGCAGAGUAUUGGCACCCCUCAGCACCACCACAGAAUGGAGGAGCUGGAGGACAGCCGGCAACAGGCCAACUCCAGUCAAGUAAAGGGGGUGUCAUUUGAUCAAGUCAAUAAUCUGCUGAUUGAACCUGCUCGAAUUGAGGAGGAAGAGCACAACCUGACCAUCCUGCGACAAACAGGUGGCCUGGGAAUCAGCAUUGCUGGAGGGAAAGGAUCUACGCCUUACAAAGGAGAUGAUGAGGGAAUCUUCAUCUCCAGGGUAUCUGAAGAAGGUCCAGCAGCCAGAGCAGGGGUUAAAGUGGGAGACAAACUCCUAGUGGUGAAUGGAGUAGACCUCCACGAAGCAGAACAUCACGCAGCAGUGGAGGCUCUUCGUAGCUCGGGGGCUACAGUUUCCAUGACGGUGCUAAGGGAGCGCAUGGUGGAACCAGAGAACGCCAUCACCACCACGCCACUGAGGCCAGAGGACGACUACUUCCCGAGAGAGAGACGGAGCAGCGGGAUUGCCUUCGGCGCAGAGAUGAGUCCUAGCGGGCCUCGACAGCGGCUCUCCACCUGCCUGAUCCGCAACGACAAAGGGCUGGGAUUCAGCAUCGCAGGGGGCAAAGGCUCCACACCCUACCGCACAGGAGACACAGGAAUCUACAUCUCUCGCAUCGCAGAGGGUGGAGCAGCACACAGAGACAGCACACUGCGUGUGGGCGACAGGGUGAUCUCUAUCAAUGGUGUAGACAUGACAGAGGCCAGGCAUGACCAGGCAGUAGCACUUCUUACUGGCACCUCCCCCACCAUCACCCUCCUGGUGGAGCGAGACCUGAAUGCACCAGGGGGCUCUCCAGUUCAGUCCCGGGCACGGGCCCACUCUCCUCCACCACCAGAGCCCUCAGAUUCUCCAGACCAAGAGGAAACAGGCCUUUCCCUUCAUGGGAACCACCUAAGCCGGAUGGAAGACGAGUAUCCGAUUGAGGAAGUGACCCUGGUGAAGUCUGGUGGGCCUCUAGGCCUGAGCAUUGUUGGAGGCAGUGACCAUGCCAGCCAUCCAUUUGGCAUCCAUGAGCCUGGGGUGUUUAUCUCAAAGGUGAUUCCUCAAGGUCUGGCAUGUCAGAGCGGACUGCGUGUCGGGGAUCGGAUAUUAGAAGUGAACUCCAUUGACCUGCGUCAUGCCACACACCAGGAGGCUGUGCGAGCCCUGCUGGCCAACAAGCAGGAAAUCCGUAUGUUGGUACGAAGGGACCCUUCACCACCUGGGAUGCAGGAAAUUGUGAUUAAUAAGCAGCCAGGGGAGAAGCUUGGCAUCAGUAUCCGCGGAGGGGCCAAAGGUCAUGCUGGAAACCCCUUCGACCCCACAGAUGAGGGUAUCUUCAUCUCUAAGGUGAGUUCAAGCGGAGCAGCAGCAAGAGAUGGCCGACUGCAGGUUGGCAUGCGAAUCCUGGAGGUGAACAACCAUAGCCUUUUGGGGAUGACGCACACUGAGGCAGUGCGAGUGCUUCGUGCUGUUGGAGACUCUCUGGUCAUGCUGGUGUGUGAUGGCUUUGACCCACACAAAGUGGCUGCCGUGGAGGCGUCUCCUGGCAUCAUUGCCAACCCAUUUGCAGCAGGCAUUGUACGUAAAAACAGUAUGGAGAGCAUCUCUUCUAUAGACCGAGACCUGAGCCCAGAGGAAAUGGACAUUAUACAGAAGGAGUCUGAAAUGGUGAGAGAGACAUCCCAGUGGGAGCGAGAAGAGAUGGAGAAAGUGGAGCGAAUGCGCUUGGAGCGUGAGGAGGCAACUCGCCUGCUAGAAGAGGAGACUGAGAGCAUUGGCACUGGACCUCUUAAGCUUGACUACAAAACCCUGGCUGCACUGCCUGCCACCAGUCUGCAGAAGGUCAACAGGACGCCUUCCUCUGAUUUUUCCAGGACGGAGAGUCCAAUCAGAGAAGCACCGUACUCCCCCACUAUCCAACCGGCAAACAUUCAUUACACUACCUCCACAGCCAAGGACAACACUUCAUCAUCAACACGACCGGGUGCAAUCCAGCCAGUAGGUCGUGUGUGGGCCAGUACCUCACCUGCCACUCCGGACGGCCACAGCCCCAACCCCUUCCAGCAUGGCCCCUCCCCCUUCAACUCCCAGACCUCUCCUUGCGCCCCCUCCCCUACCUCGCCCGACGAGUUCCCUAUGAAUGUCAAGCAGGCAUACAAGGCGUUUGCCGCUGUGCCUCGCUCGCUGGCAGUGCUGGAACCGCUGCAGGACCCAUAUGCUGCGAGGAACAACUUCCACCCAAAGUACCCUUCUCCAGAGAGUCCUUCUCCUGGAGGCAAGAACAGCCCAGAGCAGCGCUCCUUCAGGGACAGGCAGAAGUAUUUUGAGAUUGACAUGAAGCAGCAGACACCAGACAAGCCCAAACCUCGAGUCUCACUCGUCGGAGAGGAUGACCUCAAGAAAAUGAGGGAGGAAGAAGAGAGGAGGUUUGAGCAGCGGGCACGGGAAUACCUGCUUGAUGAUGAGGAGGAGGAGGAUGAGGAGGAGGACCUGGCUAAGCAGGUGGCACAGAUGAAGGCCACUGGCAAGGUGUUGCUGGAUGGAGUGGAGUAUAAGGUGGAGCCAGUAUCCUCCCCAUCUCAGCUCUGCUCCACACCACAGAGCUAUAGCAGCAGCUUGGGACACUCCUCUGUUGAUGGCAAGGGAGACUCUCAGAGGAAUUCACUGGAGGACAGCUUCAGGCUGGAGCAAAGGCCCAACUCUAUGACUGGUCUGAUCCCAGUGUACCCCGGGGAGUCGGCGGCUCCCAUCCGCACAGCCAAAGCAGAGCGCAGACAUCAAGAUAGACUCCGUAUGCAAAGCCCAGAGUUGGCUGUGACCCCUGACAAGGACUUGUCCCCUGCUGAGAAACGAGCACUGGAGGCUGAGAAGAGAGCCAUGUGGAGAGCAGCACGAAUGAAGUCUUUGGAGCAGGAUGCACUGAAAGCUCAGAUGGUCAUCGCCAAGUCUCGGGAUGGGAGGAAACGUGGGACACUAGACCAGCUGACGGAGUCGCCCUCGCCUGCCCCCACACCCUCACCCACACCGAUGGAGGAGCUCAGUCCUCGAGGAGUCACCUCACCGGGCAGACUGUCCCUGUCGUCAAAGAAGUUUGACUACCGACAGUUUGCUGCCAUUCCUUCUUCCAAACCCGUAUACGACAUCCAGACUCCUGACACAGUUGACAACAUGCAGUCCACUGAUGACGGCUCCGGCAGACCAGGGUCCGCUGCAAGCCCUGAGGCCGAGGUUCCCACCCUGCUGCCUGCCGCCUCAGCCCUGGAGGAGAUGGCCCUGUACAGCAACAAGCGCAAACUGAGGCAGGGCCGCCACAGCCUGGAAACUGCCGUGCCCACAUAACACCCCACACAGAGCAGAAACCCAAACAUGCACUGUGGAAGACUGGUAACACAUGGGUGUAUCCACAGGAGGUGCAGAUUCACUAUACACUACACACAACAUCAGUAGAGCAAGGUUUACUCUCCCAUAUGUAACCACUGCAGAGAAUACAAAGGUAAUAGUUGUUACUCACUCACAUCCAGUGUGCUGCUCUUGCCUUUACAGUCUGUGGAUGAGUUGGCAGGUUGCUCAACAGUCCCUGGAGAGCACAGCAGGAUUAGAUAGGAUUACUGCUUAGAGACCACUCUUUGUUUUGCCCUGUAGAAACUAUUUUACAGGAGGUGACCAAAACUUAUUUUUUGCACCUCCGUUGUUUUUUUUUUGUUUUUUUUUUAAAUAUUCUGGAAGAGAAAAGAAAUGGGUCAUUACUAUACUAACUUCUUGAAUGAUAUUUUUAACCUUUUAGUGAAUAAACUGUAAUACAUCAGGGGUUUCUUGAGACUUGUGCGAACAAGAGUGUAUAUACUGAGGAGGAAACGUUCUGCUACCUUCACAGUCACAAAUUGAGGGCGUCAAGAAAAACAGUACAUAUCAUUAUUGCACUGCCACUGAUUAAUCACUUUUAAAGACCGUAUAUCUUAACUAAUUUAUUGUUUUACUCCAAUUGAAACGGUUCUGUUUUACACUGUUUAACCCAUCCAGCCCAUUUGUGUUCAAGAGGCUGAUUAUCUACCAGAAAAGAGAAAAUCAAUUUGAGUCACAAGCUCAAAGCUUUGAAGCAAUGAAUUGCAUAUCACUUUAUAUCAUUAAAUCUGCUUUAUAAACACUUCUGAAAUUUACCUUUGUUUUGUUGAGGCGAAUAUAUAAAUUAGAAUGCCUGGGGCUGGGCAAAACCUAGAAAAAUCUGACCAGAUGUAUAUUCUGUCCACACUGGAGACAGAAGCAGGCAGAAUACAAGGUUUGCAAACAUGCAUUUUUAACAUUUAUUAAUCAAUGGUACUAGCCCUGCCCUGUUUAGGGCAUUGUUUAACAUUUUAUCAAUGUGAAUCAUGCAUCAUCCUUGCAUUAUCUGGUGGUAUUCCAGAUGUGACGUGAAGGUAGCAGGUGUUUUAUUUUUCUGUCUAAGAUUAAUUUAAAUCUUAUGCCACUGAAAAUCACUUACUAUUGUGUGAAUAAUGUACAAAUAUUGAAAGCAACACAAACUCUGGGUGUGAAACCAAGCCAGUCUUGACCUAGACCGAGUGAGUAUCUGGACUGCUGACACAUCUGGGUCUAAACAGGCUUGGUAUCAGGGUGCUCUCUGCAUGUAUAUUGGUUUGUUAGUGGGAGAGCCACGAGAGGCACUAAUAAUUAGAAAUCCCUCUGAAGAUGUUGAUCUCAUUCAGACAUUCAGCUCAUUGCUUGACACACUGUCCAUUUAUGUAUCCGACUGGUAUUUUUGCAGACUCGCAGCAUAGUAGCAAUUUGUGUUAAUUUAAUGUAGGUUCUUCUAAUGAUAGUUUUCCAUGUUUCUCUCUCUGACUGAAAUUCAGUUUGAUAACAUUUGCAAUGGCUGAUAUCUUUAACUUACAGUUGGUAAAUCUUUUUUUCCCAGGUGGGAUUCACUACAUUAUUAAUGCAGUGUUUUAAGUUUGUUUAUUCCUUUAUCUUUGAGUCUGCUUUGGGGGCUUUUAUUUGCAAACAGGUCGGUGGUAAGGGGUCAGAGGUCCUAGGGUCAAAGGUUAGAGCUCAUACAAGACUGUAACUAGUGAAUUUGUACAACCAAAGAAGUCUAUUUUGUGGUUCAGGAAUAAUAAAUUUUACUUUUCAUUUAAGAAGCUGAUUCACUGUAUUGUGCUUUUUGUCCUUGACAGAUUAAAUGUGGAAAAACCACGAGACAAGAAUGAGACACAUUAGGUACGGAAAGCCAAAAAGGCAGUAUUUGCACAUUGUGUGUCAUUAAUACUUAAAAAUUUGACAUUGUUAACCCGUAAAGUACACGUUAAUGUUAAAAGUUGAUCUUGACCUUUUUGAACAGGCUGUUCCCAAUUGGCUGUGGACAAGUCGGGCUAAACCACUUCUGUAAACUGAAGCAAUGCCCCAACACUACUUAACAAGAACUCUGUCAUCUUAAAAAGAUUAUUUGUUAACAUGUUUGUUGUUUGGGUUUUCAUACAUAUCUAAAUAUUUUUUUCUGUCCAGUACAAUUCACUGCCAGUAAAGGUCACCCUAAUGUUUGAGAUAUGGUUUAGUUAAGUAUGAUGACAUGUCUACCAGCCACAUCAACUUU